AAGCACAACUGAAACGAGCGGUGAAACACGAGCGAAUCAGUUACCAUCACACUCCGACAGAGUUCUCUGAAGACAAAAUGGUUGCUCUUGUCGGCGGAGAUAACUCCGUUGACCUCAUCGUAGCUGCACAAGCCGUUCACUACUUCGAUCUCCAACCAUUCUACAACAUAGCCAAACGUGUCCUCCGCAAAGAAGGAGGUUUAAUCGCAGUUUGGGUCUACAACGAUCUAGUUAUCUCCCCUGAAGUCGACGCCAUCAUGAAACGUCUUGUGGACUCCACUUUCCCGUACAGAACUCCCGUUAUGAAUCUUGCGUUUGACGGCUAUAAAACGAUGCCGUUUCCGUUUGAAGGCAUAGGGAUGGGAUCAGAAGGGAAGCCUAUACAGCUUGACAUUCCUCAUAAGCUUUCGCUUAAAGGGUUUAUUGGGUUCUUGAGAUCUUGGCAGCCUGCCAUGAAAGCUAAAGAGAGAGGUGUUGAGCUUGUGACUGAAGAUUUGAUCAAUCAGUUUGAAGAUGCUUGGGGUGAUGAUGAUGAUGUUAAGAAUAUUUUCUACAAAGCUCAUAUGAUCGUUGGAAAACUUUCGGCCGCAGAUAUAGAACGUCAUCGAAAGAGAUUUGAAUCAAACUGUGUGGUUACAAAACUGAAGGAUAGUAACAACUCAGUUGUUAUUGCUUCAGUGACGGCUGCUGCGUUUGCUGGAGUGGCGGCUUACUGUGCCUACUCUGCGAGGAAGAACACUUAAAAUAUAUAUACAUUUUGAUUGACAAGAACCGUUUUAUGAAUAAAAUAUGUUGAAGGCUAUUGCCAAUAACUCUGUUGAGAAUGUAUACAUGUAGUCAUGUAUUUGUGUGUGUAUCAUUGAACGGAACAUUUCUUUUAUAUAUAUCAUCUUCCCAUUUCUGCGUGCUUGAUGCAAACUACUAGGCAAGUCUUUGGGCUGAAAAAGGUAUGGACAAUAUAUCUUACCAUAAGACGAAUGUGAAGAGCCUUCCAGUAUAAGGAUCGGAACUAUAACCAAAUCAAACCUCAAAUCUCUAAAGUUUAUGCAUAAGUUCUCUCUUGUUCUCAGGUUUGAUGUCACCUACGAUGAUCCUCUUGAUCAUGUGUUUCAAACUUCCAAUAUUAAUUGCAUUUUAAAAAAAAAUGGUUAGAGUUAGGGAUUAUUAUACUCUUCCAAUAGAUACUUUGACGUCUACGAUGCCUUAGAGUAGUAAGGUAAUUAGGCCUGGGCACAGG
Messenger RNA from Eruca vesicaria subsp. sativa (arugula), 1237 nucleotides. The record is from the annotation of a GenBank genome assembly. NCBI's taxonomy places the organism in Eukaryota, Viridiplantae, Streptophyta, Magnoliopsida, Brassicales, Brassicaceae.